Arachis duranensis is the source of this 1523-nucleotide messenger RNA. RefSeq lists its product as uncharacterized. The transcript has 3 exons. NCBI's taxonomy places the organism in Eukaryota, Viridiplantae, Streptophyta, Magnoliopsida, Fabales, Fabaceae. The record is from RefSeq and is a predicted model, not a curated record. The coding region runs from base 291 to 1196 and encodes 301 amino acids.
AAAGCGCAUUUUAGCAUGAACCCUGGAUCCCAACCCGAACGUUAAAACCGCCGUGGUUCUGAUUUGGCUCACUCGUAUAUAAACUUGCAUUCCCGGUGACUUUGCCGAACACACCUUCUCUCUUCUCUCAAAAGUUUUCGUCUUUCCUCUCUCAUUCUCCCCGGAAUAAAGAGAGAGAAAAAACAUAUCAUUCUCAGCUUCGGAACAAAGAAGCUCUGUAUGUUUUGUCUCCAUUCUUGCUCUCUUUUGCUCUGAAUACUUUCUCCCUCGUGUUCUCGUUUCAACGGUAAAUGGUGUUUGCGGCUUCUGGACAAGAGACUAUGGCCAUGGGACCCGAGAGGUCCAAGCCUCUUCACAAUUUCAUGUUGCCGUGCUUGAAGUGGGGGAGUCAGCGCCACCUACGCUGCAUGAAGGUGCCUUCCACCGACGCUGCCGGAGAUCACCGAUCUCCGCCGCCGCUCACACCGAGGAAGAGGCAAUUCGAUGCGUCGGUCAGCACCGACGUCGCGAGAGGUUCCGAGAAGAGGAUACGGGUGGCGGCGGCGGCGGCAGCGGCAGCGUCGAAGCAUUCCCCGUUGCGGUCGGGGAUUCACGCCGACGACGAUGGGAUCGAUGCGGUGAGGGAGAAGCUGAUGCUUGAUCUGAAGACUGAGGCUGAUAGGAUGAAAGAUGCGAUUUUGAGGAAGGAGGCGGUGGCGGUGGCUGCGGAUAACGACGAUGUCGACGUAGUGGUGGAGCGAAGAGCGCGGGAAUUCGCGCCGACGGCAGUGGAUACUGCGGCGGCGGCGGUGACGGUGGCCGAAAUGAGGCCGUGGAAUCUGCGAACGAGAAGGGCCGCAUAUAAGGAUCCGGCGGUUGGCUCCGGCGAGAGUGGGAAGGGACAGCUUAGGAUUGAGGAGAAGAUGCCGUAUUCGUCUCCGUCGAGGAAUACCGGCGGCGGCACCGUCGUGAUGUCCCCGAAAGUGAAGGCAAGUCCGGAGAAGAAGAUGGAAAAGGUGAAAUUUUCGUUGCCGCUGGCGAGGAAGGAGAUUGAAGACGAUUUCAUGGUGUUGGUGGGUCACCGGCCUCCGAGGAGGCCCAAGAAGAGGCCCAGAAUUAUUCAGAGGCAACUGGAUAGCCUCUUCCCUGGGCUGUGGUUGUCCGAAGUUACAGCUGAUUCAUACAAAGUUCCUGAAGAGGAGGCUACCAAGAGGUAGCAUUCAGAUUAGCAACUUGGUUUGAAGUCACGCAAGUCACGCACGCACCUGCCUUUUGUUCCUUCCAAUGCUAGUUUUGAUUUGAUAAGUAUAGUUCAUUCUUUUGUGUUUAUAAGAAUAAUUUCUCCAAAGAGAGAAAUAAAAAUGAUUGACCGAUAUCAUAUAAAGAUGUGUAGUUUCAAGGACGAAGCUAUGAUAGUAUUUCAAUUACUAGAUUUAAGAUUGUAGCACUUGUAUAUUCAAAGUUGCUUUGAUAACUGGUAAUGUUAGUUUAGUAGUCUCUUUGUGAUUUGGUAUAUUGAACUUUAUGAGAUUGCAUUGCUCCUU